AUGUAUUUAGGGAUCUACUCACUACACUAUUUCCAAGAUGUCCCUGAUUUGUAUUUACAAGAACAGUCAAUCAGAGAACCCACUCGAUUAACCAAUGAAUCCCCGAUUUAUCAUUCUAACAAAAGCAGCAACUUAAGAGUUGGGUUGGAUAUUAGAUACGAUUCAUAUAAACUUAGAAGUGGAAAUUUGAAUGAUAUCUGGGAAAUUGCAAUUCAAUUUGCCAAGAAGACCGAUAGAGGUAUAAAUAUCGACAAUAAUUUAAUUACCAUUGGAUAUAUUAAUUAUUGUAUUGAAAACCUACAAUUGGGUUCACACAAAGUUAUUUCCAUUCCUAAAGAUUAUAAAAUUGAUAGUAAAUGGUUGGUUGUGUUAUUUGUUGGGUUUGUUAAACAAUUGACUGUUGAGUUUUAUAUUGACAAGCCGAUUGCUGAUGAUGCUAUUGAUAUUUCAAAAAUAAGUUUACCAUCACCUCCGCAAGGCUCUUACAAGUUUAUUAACAAUUAUACACCAGAGAAAGAUAAAGGUAUUGCCAUCAGAUUACACAAUCAAAUCUCUCAAGGAAUAAAGUCGAUAGUUGAUUUUACACAAUUGAAUAUAGUCAGUGGGGUUGCAUCUACAAUUAAACACUUGCCAAAUUCUGAUACUUACAGGAAUUCAAAAAUGGUGAUUGUAUCGAACAAUUCAACCAACGAGGAUAUCACUAACUUGAUUGUUAAAUUAUUAACGGGGUUAAUAUUGAAUUGCAACAUAACCAUAUGUGACAAGUUUUCCGAAGUCGAUUCUAAUGCGGCAAUUAUUUCCGUCCCAGAACUGAAGUUACCAUUUGUUAGCAACAAGAGUGAUACAAUUACGGAACGACUCCAACGAUAUUUGUUAACAAAAAGUGUAUUCCCGUUUAGAGGUACCAAAAAACUAAUUUACAUCAGCACCUCGAUCAAUAAGAAGUCUGCCUUAUCGUUGUAUGAUUUGAAUACAAUUAGAAUUCAACAUCAAGCAAGAGUUGUGAAGGAAUUAUGUUACUAUAAUAUUGUGGGUCCCAUUAUCCUUACUGAUUAUUAUGAUUACCGACAAUUCAAUAUCAAAGUCAAUAAAGUUGGGUGUAUUGCCCAGUCGUUAGAAAUUAAACUAAUUAAUUUACAGGAUGAGUGGGGGAAUCUACUGGUCCGAGGAUAUACUAUUGGUAAGACUUUGAAUGUUGUUAACGACCAACAAGAAAAGUUGCAACCGAAAGACAAUGAUGGGUUUAUGCCUAUUAGUAUAGUUAAAGGUAAAUGGGGUAAUGAUGGUUGUUUAUAUGUAUUAUAA
This is a messenger RNA of Candida albicans SC5314, 1305 nucleotides long. RefSeq lists its product as uncharacterized. Bases 1 to 1305 code for a protein of 434 amino acids. The record is from RefSeq and is a predicted model, not a curated record. Lineage: Eukaryota; Fungi; Ascomycota; Pichiomycetes; Serinales; Debaryomycetaceae. The transcript has a single exon.